Messenger RNA from Paramecium pentaurelia, 1301 nucleotides. The record is from the annotation of a GenBank genome assembly. NCBI's taxonomy places the organism in Eukaryota, Ciliophora, Oligohymenophorea, Peniculida, Parameciidae.
AUGAAAAUUAUUUUAAUUUAAUUAUAUCAAAGAUUUUAUAUAGAGGAUAAUUUUAGAGAAGCCUAAAAUCUUGGUAUCUAAGUGUUUUUUGCAAAUGGUGAAUUUGCUAUAAUAGCAUUAUCAUAUUUUAUUAUUUAUUGUAGAUGGUUAGCAGUUUCAGUUGCAAUACUAUCUGUGUUACUAAAUAUUGGUAACCUUUUGAUUUUUGAAUAUUAUAAUUUUUACACAAAGAAAAUAUAUGUAAAGAUUCUAAAUUAAUUUGCAAAAUUAAAUGGGACUUAAUAAAUCAAAAUAGAUGAUUUAGUAACUAAUCAAUCAACUAAAGAGAACAAUAUCAGGGUAUAUUCUAUUUUGGAUUUAUUGAAAAUAUAAAUCAUUAAGGAAUUACUUACUCAAAAAGAUCAUUUUAAAUUAUUUACAAAUUUCAUUUUUUAAUCUCAUUAAAGAAAUAGAAUUUAUGAAUAUUAAUUUUUUAAAUUAAAAAUAAUUUAAAAUUCAAAAAGAGAUUUUGAAUUCAACUUUAAUAAAAGUUUAAAUUCUAGAAUAAGUUUAUCUUUUUAGAUGGGUAAAUAGUUUUUUUUUUGAAAGGUUUCAAAAAACUUUUUAUUAAACAAACUUCAUAAUUUGUUUAGAAUUAUUGUUAACACCAAAUGUAUUUUUUGCUGGAGUAAUGAUUUUUUUGCAAUAAAGGUGACAUAUUAUGGAAUUAGUUUUUUCAGUGAUUAGUUAGGUCUCAAUUUCUUCACUACUAAUUUCCUUAUUACUUUAUUUGAAUUCUUAGCUUUUGCUAUUUUAGGUAAUCUAUCUACCUAUUUUUCGAUUUUUUAAUUACAAAUUUGAAAAGAAAAACAAAUAUUAUAAGUGGGUUCUUCUUCAUAGGAUUUAUGAGCUUAUAUUUCCUUUUCUAAGUAUUUCGAAUCUUCGAAGGUAUUUUGGCUGGAGUAUAUUUAAAAUAUAAUUCUAAUAGUUAAUGAGAUUUCUAAUAUGAGCAAUUUGGGUUUUGGGUUAUAUUUAUGUGCCUGAACUAUUUUUGUUAGAUAUUUAGCCUUAUCUUUAAUAUCAGUAGAUGGAUCUUUUGGCAGUAAAGCUUAAGUAUAUUUUAUUAAUUUUUUCUCAUAUCUCAAUUUUCAUCUCAUUGUUGCUUUUGGGAUCAUUUGUGUUUUAUGCGCUUUACUAUUGUUUCCAUUAAGAGAAACUUUACAUUAGCCUAUGAGAGAAAAGAUCGAAGAAAACUAUACUCGUAAUAGGCCUAGUAUGCUUCAUAUAAACGAUUUAGAACAAAUUACAUCACCCUUUCAUGA